Impatiens glandulifera is the source of this 1475-nucleotide messenger RNA. Its product is annotated as protein NEN4. The record is from RefSeq and is a predicted model, not a curated record. Bases 315 to 1271 code for a protein of 318 amino acids. Gene Ontology annotation, molecular function: 3'-5' exonuclease activity; nucleic acid binding. The transcript has 6 exons. NCBI's taxonomy places the organism in Eukaryota, Viridiplantae, Streptophyta, Magnoliopsida, Ericales, Balsaminaceae.
UACAUUGAAGGAAAUAUGUUUUAUUAUUUAAUUUAAAGAAAAAGUAUGAAGAAGAGUAAACGUAGAGAAGGAAAGAAACGGUAAUAACGGACAACCUGGCCACGUAUACGUGCCCCACAGUUUUGGUAAUCUCCCCUGUUCCGCUUGCACUUCUUUUUCACUUUACGUAAUCCUCUGUUUCUUUCUUUCUUCUUUCUUUCUGUUUUUGAAGAAUAUUCUUAUCCCAUUUUCUCUAUUUACCUUACAAAUCCAAUGCUUUAAAUCUCCGAUCACCUCGCCGCCGCAAACACAUCUAAAAAACAUAACCAAAUAUUAUGGCAAUCGUCCCCCCAACUACUACCGUUAAUAAUUCAGAGAUUGUUUUCUUUGACCUUGAAACGACUGUUCCAAGAGAAACAGGUCAGAGAUUCUGGGUACUCGAAUUCGGAGCCAUCGUAGUCUGCUCUAAAAAUCUGUCGGAGCUCGAUUCCUACACCACCCUUAUCAAACCCGACGACCUGUCCGUGGUGGCUGUCAAAUCCGGCCGAGCAGAAGGAAUCACCAGGGAGGCCGUCCGUGAGGCUCCCACAUUCGAGGAGGUUUCCGAUCGGAUAUUUAAUAUUCUUGAAGGGAGAAUAUGGGCAGGGCAUAACAUUCGUCGUUUCGAUUGCGUACGCCUUAAGGAGGCGUUUGCAGAUGUUGGUCGACCGGCUCCGGUUCCGGCUGGGAUUAUUGACUCUCUUGGAGUACUCACCGAUAAAUUCGGUAGACGUGCUGGCAAUAUGAAGAUGGCAACAUUGGCUGCUUACUUUGGAUUAGGGCAGCAAAAGCACAGGAGUUUGGACGACGUUCGCAUGAAUUUGGAAGUCCUCAAACAUUGUGCAACCGUGUUAUUUUUGGAAUCGAGCCUUCCCAAUCACACGUUCAACCGAAAUAUUCAGGCAUCUUGUAGCACUAUUAUGACAAGAAGCCGGGCUAACCCUAUGAACCGGAGUCUAACAAAUGAUACAUUGGCGAUGGGCAGCCACGAAGGAGAAAUCUCGCCAACUCUUGGUUACAAAAAAGUUAUCACGAGAAGCCGAAGCAAUGGGAAGUUCCCUACAGCUAAUUGUAGAGAAGAAAUUAGUAAGAGCAAGAAGACAACAUAUAGUAGCUAUCAUAGAACUAAUCUUCCUUAUGCAAGGGUUAACCUAGGACAGGUGACUGAAAACGUAACUCGGUUAUUGCGAACAGCUCAAAGUAGAACUCUCGGAAACUUGUUGAUGAGGCAUUCACAUUCUUUGUUGCGUUAAGGAGACGAAAGUUGCAUUGACAAUUUGCAUUAACGUCGAUUAAACAACCGAUGAUCAAGAUUUCUUAUGGGGUAACAUAGUUGUAUUAAGAUUGAUUAUUCUUUGUAAUUACAUUAAUUACACUGGUCAUUUGAUUUUAAAUAUAUAUAGUACAUCAUUUGUAAAGUGUAUAUGUUACUAAAUAAAGACACUAAUAUUUCUCCA